This is a messenger RNA of Morchella importuna, 903 nucleotides long. RefSeq lists its product as uncharacterized. Gene Ontology annotation, cellular component: extracellular region. Gene Ontology annotation, biological process: pectin catabolic process. Gene Ontology annotation, molecular function: pectate lyase activity. The coding region runs from base 1 to 903 and encodes 300 amino acids. The record is from RefSeq and is a predicted model, not a curated record. The transcript has 3 exons. NCBI's taxonomy places the organism in Eukaryota, Fungi, Ascomycota, Pezizomycetes, Pezizales, Morchellaceae.
AUGCACACAACACUCCUCCUCCUCCUCGCGGCCAGCAGCGCCCUCGCCCGGCCCUCCUCCUCCUCGCUGCACCGCCGCCAGUCACAGGGCGACGCCGCACAAGGCGCCUCAGACGCCACGCAGGGCGACCUCGGCGGCCGCCCGCCCCCAGAAUUUGCGUAUCCGGUGAUUGACUUUCCUAACCCGAGCCGCGAGGACACGGUCGUGUUUGAGAGUGCGUACUAUGUGCAGCCGGGCGAGAUCUUUGAUGGCGGCAUGAAGCGGUAUGAGAGGGCCGAGGGGAGCUGUAAUGAGCAGGCUGAGGGUACGGAUGCGGAUACGGUGUUUAACCUGCUCCCCGGAGCGACGCUGCGGAAUGUGGUGAUUGGGAAGCACCAGGCGGAGGGCGUACACGCGCUCGGCGAUGCGUGGGUUGAGAACGUGUGGUGGGAGGAUGUCUGCGAAGACGCCCUCACGAGCAAGGGCCUCAACACCCAGCUCCGAGUCAUCGGUGGUGGUGCCCGUAAUGCCACUGACAAGAUCUUCCAAGACAACUCCCUCGGCGGCAAAUUCAACAUCACGGGCUUCUACGCCGACACCUUCGGCACCUUCUACCAGUCGUGCGGCAACUGCCUCAACCAGGCCAAGCGCAACGCCACGGUGCAGAACGUGAUCGCCGUCAACGGAAACCGCAUGGCCAUCAUCAACCCGAACUUUGGCGACGAGUUCCGCAUCAAGGACUCGCAGCUCAAGAACGUCAAGACCAUCUGCGACAAGGAGAUUGGGAACAACGUGCAGACUGUGCCGUACUGGAUUGGUACCGGCACUGACUUGAAGUAUUGUCUGUAUAAUGAGACGACGGAUAAGCUGGUGGAGUUUAAUGGCACGGCGAAUACUGUUUAUUGGCCCGAGAAUGAGGCGUAG